Nerophis ophidion (straightnose pipefish) is the source of this 2153-nucleotide messenger RNA. It is a transcript of the gene tacr3l, whose product is annotated as tachykinin receptor 3-like. Gene Ontology annotation, biological process: positive regulation of flagellated sperm motility; G protein-coupled receptor signaling pathway. Gene Ontology annotation, cellular component: sperm midpiece; plasma membrane. The coding region runs from base 40 to 1167 and encodes 375 amino acids. NCBI's taxonomy places the organism in Eukaryota, Metazoa, Chordata, Actinopteri, Syngnathiformes, Syngnathidae. The record is from RefSeq and is a predicted model, not a curated record. Gene Ontology annotation, molecular function: tachykinin receptor activity. The transcript has 5 exons.
GUGGUUCUUGUAGCACGACAGAGAACAUCCCCUCCAAUCAUGGCCUCAGACCCGAACGGCUCCAUUUCCAGCCGCAGCCCGGCCAACCAGUUCGUUCAGCCGGCAUGGCGAGUGGCGCUGUGGGCCCUGGCUUACUGCGCCGUUCUCGGCGUGGCGCUGCUGGGCAACGCGGUGGUCAUCUGGAUCAUCGUGGCGCACAGGCGGAUGAGGACCGUCACCAACUAUUUCCUGCUCAACUUGGCGCUGUGUGACGUCUCCACGGCCGCCUUCAACACGCUCGUCAACCUGAUCUACGCGGCCCACGGGGAUUGGUACUUCGGGGAACUUUACUGCAGGUUCCACAACUUCUUCCCGGUCGCCGCGGUGUUCGCCAGCAUUUACACCAUGACCGCCGUCGCCAUUGACAGGUACAUGGCCAUCAUCCAUCCUCUGAAGCCUCACCUGUCAGCCAAAGCCACCCUGGCUGUGAUUGUGCUCAUCUGGAGUCUGGCCGUGGUCCUGGCCUUCCCGCUUUGCUACUUCUCCACAACCCGAGUCCUGCCUCGCAGGACCCUGUGCUACGUGGCGUGGCCCCGCAUGGCAGACGACGCCUUCAUGUAUCACAUCGUGGUGACUGUUCUGGUCUACGUGGUGCCUUUAGUGGUGAUGGGCAUCACUUACUCCAUUAUUGGGGUGACCCUGUGGGGAGGGGAGAUUCCUGGAGACACAUCUGAUAUUUAUCAUGGACAGCUGCGGGCUAAAAGGAAGAUUGUAAAGAUGAUGGUGGUGGUGGUGGUGACCUUCGCCCUCUGCUGGCUUCCCUAUCACGUCUACUUCCUGGUGACGGGCCUCAACAAGCGCCUGAGCAGGUGGAAGUCCAUCCAGCAGGUGUACCUGGCGGUGCUGUGGUUGGCCAUGAGCUCCACCAUGUACAACCCCGUCAUCUACUGCUGCCUCAACAGCAGGUUCCGGGCCGGCUUCAAGCGAGUGUUCCGCUGGUGUCCGUUGGUCCGGAUGUCGAGCUACGACGAGCUGGAGCUCCAGAACCGGAGGCUGCGCCUGGGUCACCAGAGCAGCAGGUGCACACUCUCCCGGGUCGACAGCAGCAUCCUCAGUAAGGACAAGAGCGUCUGCUCUCGUGGAAAUCGGUCCAAGUGCAAACCGGAGCCUGAAAAUAAACAUAAUUAAUUCAUUAGUUUUAGUAUUAUUAUUACAUAAAAUCAUGUUUUGUUUAUUGGCGUAUUUGUUAGUUAAAUCAAGUUUUUAAAGGCCUGCUGAAACCCACUACUACCGACCACGCAGUCUGAUAGUUUAUAUAUCAAUGAUGAAAUAUUAACAUUGCAACACAUGCCAAUACGGCCUUUUUAGUUUACUAAAUUACAAUUUUAAAUUUCCCGGGAGUUUCGUCUUCGAAACGUCGUGUAAUGAUGACGUGUACGCAAGACGUCUUGUUUUUAGGAAGUAUGAGCGCUGCGCACACACACAGCUAAAAGUCGUCUGCUUUACCGGCAUAAUUAUACAGUUUUUUGGACAUCUGUGUUGCUGAAUCUUUUGCAAUUUGUUCAAUUAAUAUUGGAGAAGUCACAGUAGAAAGAUGGAGUUGGGAAGCUUUAGCCUUUAGCCACACAAACACACGGUGAUUCCUUGUUUAAAAAUCCUGGAGGUGAAACUUUCCUAUGGAUCAGAGGGCGGUCAAGCGAACAUGGAUCCCGACCACAUGUCAACCAGCAGGUUUCGGUGAGAAAAUUGUGGUUAAAAAGUCAGUCCUUACCGGAGAAAAGCUGAGCUUGUGCCGUCCAUAGCUGCCGUCGACUCCCCUGAGACACUGCGCGUCAAGAUACCCAUGGAGACACCCUUCCGACUAUCAGGUACUAUUAAACUCCAUUAAACACUAGCAACACAAUAAAAAGAUAAGGGAUUUUCCAGAAUUAUCCUAGUAAAUGUGUCUAAAAACAUCGGAAUCCGUCCCAAUCCAAUCGCGUUUUUUUUUUUUUUCUAGUCCGACGCUAUCAAUACCCUUGGACAAGAAUCUUUCAUCCUCGCUCAAAUUAAUGGGGAAAUUGUCGUUUUCUCGGUCCGAAAAGCUGUUUUUGUUGGAGGAUCCCAAUAAAAACAAUGUGAAGAUGUGAGUAGCCGUCAAACAUGUGACAUCAUCGUCUGCGACUUCCGGUAGA